Cyclocybe aegerita is the source of this 2661-nucleotide messenger RNA. NCBI's taxonomy places the organism in Eukaryota, Fungi, Basidiomycota, Agaricomycetes, Agaricales, Hemipholiotaceae. The record is from the annotation of a GenBank genome assembly.
AUGGCACCCUUGCCCCCCGAAAUCCUCCUUCUUUCGUUGUCGACCCUUCUCGCACAUCCUCCAACCCAUAAGCACCACACGCGCUCGCUUUUCGUGGCGCAACUCGCUCUUCGGAAAUGUCUUUCGCUACCUGGACUGGACUCGAACACGGAGUGUCGUGCGUGGACGGAGCUGGCGGAGGUUGGGCUUCGGACUGGGUUAAACGAGCCGGGGGUGGAGAGUGAGGUGGAGAGGGCCAUCACGAAAGCACUCGUAAUUGCCAAAAAACACCCGUCUCUGCGCGUCUACAAGACCCAACUUACGCACCUCUCAUCCAAACUCGCCCUCCACAAAAACAACCCACGAUUUGCGCAAAAUGCGCUCAAGAAACACCUCACGAACUCCGUCCUUCCCUCCGACCCACCACACGUCCAAUACUCCGCCCACCUUGCGUACAUCACCAGCCUCUCAACCAUCCCCGAUACCGACCAUCAUUCCGCAUCCAGCGGCCACCUGUGGGUGCUUACGGCCAUCCGAGAGUUCCAUCAACUCGCGGCGGAUAAUGGACAUCUGCAAGUCGCGCUGCUGGCUACGGUGCUCGAGCUGCGGGAGCUCGUUCAAGCUGGACUCUGGAGCAAGGUCGGGUUGUCGCUGACGAGCAUCGAAGAGCAGCUUAGCAUCUCUUCGGACCUCGAGCCAGCAGCCCCGUCUGCCCCAGUUCCGUCGGCGUUCAAAUUGGCGGAGAAACCGAAGCUGUUAGGAGGGACAGACCUUGAGAAGGUCCUCAUCGUGCAGGCUCUCAUGAUCGGCGUCAUCUACCACACCUACACCGGCGACAACGCGAACGCCCAGUCUCGGAUGAAGAAGCUGCACGACCUGCUCGACAACGGGGCUCUGGAUGCAUUUGGGAAGUUCGGAGUCGUCGAGCUGGAUUUGGGAGGAGGGACGCCGCUGCUGAUACAGGUUACCCACCCGAAGGUCAUCUUUGGGCUUGGGUUCCUAGUUAGCGCGGUGGCGAAGCGAGACCCGGUAGGGAGGAAGCCGAAGAGGAGGGUGUUUGCGGGUGAAGGCGUAGCGUUGGUGGAUAGGGAGGUGAAGAAGGAAGUACCUCUUCCUCUGUGGGCUUCCAGCGCCGACGUGCACGAAAUUCAGCUGAGGAUGCAGAAAAUGAAGGCAGAUAUGCUCUGCGAGCUGAUAGGGGUCGCGAUAACUCGAAGCGAAUUUGAUGACGCAGAACGGAGUCUUGCUCAAAUCAUCGCCCAUACACGAACGUACGGCCUCUUCUCCGCGUACAGCGCCCGUAUCACCCUCCAUCAAGCCCAUCUCGCACACGCACUCGCGCAAACAGAUCGUGCGUGGAAGUGCUAUCAAGUCGCAGCCUUCCUUUCCCGCAAAAGAACUCCGUCGACCUCAACUGCUCUGACCGCCAACACAACUCAUCCUUCUCGCUCGACCCCUAAUGCCAACGCCAACAACGAGGACGAGGACGACGGCUGUGAAGAUGACUGGGUCAACGUCUCGGCACGUGCAGGCGACAUGUGGCUCCGUAUUGGAGUCCUAAGUGCGAUCGAGGACGAGGAGGAGAGGGAGGAGGCAUUAGAGGUGCUCCGAAUACCGGGUAUGGAAAUAGCGAAAGAGUGUGAGGGCCUUGGAGGGACGCUGAAGACUGUAGGCGCGGUUCUAACGGCAUGUUUAGCGAAGGAGUUUUUGGUGACCAAGACCCAUCUGCGAGCGGCACUCCAGCUAACGAGCGCCGCGGGCGACAAUCACAUGCGCGCGCUCAUCCUCUCCCUCAUCGCCGAGCAGUACCUCCAUACGUCGACGGAGCAUGCAGAGACGAUCCUCAAUACCGCGGAGCAGAUUGCGGCAGGCCUUGGGGCGCAGCCUAAGCCGACGAAUGACGCUCCUGGUGCGAAGGGAAAGGCGAAGGAGUCUCCGGGUACAGCAGAGUCCAAGGCAACGCAGGCAAAUGGGGUGGGAAACGCGUACCUGAGGCUGUGGAUCGGCCAGAGGUCUUUAGAGUUGAAACGGCGGGCUGGCGACGAGAAAGGCGUGGCGAAGCAAAUUGUCAUGAACGAGAAGCUCUCUCAGGAGGUGAAGGCGCUGGAGAAGAGGAAGUUGGGGCAGAUACCGUCGCCAAAAAUAACGACCACGUGCCUUGUGACAGACGCGAGACAAUGGCAAUCAAACCGAGGACCUUCUCUCUUCCCAACGCCAACAUUUAUUCCACCCUUCUCCCAAGCACAAUAUCUUUAUGUUCUAAAGAGAAUCCAAGGUUAUUUUACUGUGAUAUUUUCCCAGAACCCUAUAAUGCUAGCCUGUCGAUCAUGCGGGGUUGAGGAUUGCCUGGAUCUGCGCGAUGUCCCUGUAGGUCAGUGUAAAUUACGCAAAGGCUCGAAAUGCGGCUCGUGUUUCGCCAUCGAGUUACUCGAUGCUGAGAUCGAAGCCGCGAAAGAAACACUCGCCUGCCUUUUCAAGAAGCACUUCACUUUGAAGGCCGAACGAAACCACGAACACGACUCUUUCUCUCGUCUGCCUCCGGAGAUCAUUUCUCGGGUAUUCGUUUCAUGUCGUCCUGAGGAGCCGUAUAUCUCUCGAUCCACACCGCAACUGUGGACCUACGUCAAUAUCAACAUUGAUGACCCCGCCUCCCUCGAGUCAAACGGUUUCCAGAAUGGCUAG